AUGAAGUUCACCAGCGCCAUCAUCGCCUUCGCCUUCGUGGCUAGCGCCUCCGCUGCCUGCACGAUGCAAGUCGACAGCACCGACCCCAACUGCUGCUGGGGCGGUAAGAACGGCAUGGAUGCUUGCUUCCGUCAAGCCAAGAGCCAGGCCUGCCGCGACCCUAAUGAGAGGAAAAACUUCUGCGUCAACAUGGGCAUUCCCCGCAGCAAAUGCGACGCCGACUGCUGCGACACCAGGACUGGAUGGGGCAAGCCUUGCCCCAAGGGCAGGAACGCGUGCGAGGACCCCAACAACUGCCCCUUUUAA
This is a messenger RNA of Lasiodiplodia theobromae, 306 nucleotides long. RefSeq names its product Cytochrome p450. Bases 1 to 306 code for a protein of 101 amino acids. Lineage: Eukaryota; Fungi; Ascomycota; Dothideomycetes; Botryosphaeriales; Botryosphaeriaceae. The record is from RefSeq and is a predicted model, not a curated record. The transcript is spliced from 3 exons.